Gossypium raimondii (Peruvian cotton) is the source of this 339-nucleotide messenger RNA. RefSeq names its product putative lipid-binding protein AIR1B. The transcript has a single exon. The record is from RefSeq and is a predicted model, not a curated record. Lineage: Eukaryota; Viridiplantae; Streptophyta; Magnoliopsida; Malvales; Malvaceae. The coding region runs from base 1 to 339 and encodes 112 amino acids.
AUGGCUUCCAAGGCUUUAGCAACAAUUGCUCUUCUUCUCUCCAUCAACCUUCUGUUUUUAUCAAUGGCGAAUGCCCACAACCGGCCCCAAUGCCGAAACGAUGCCCUACUCUUGAAUGUAUGUGCCAACAUCUUGAAUGUUGUUGAUGUCGGCAUCGGUAAGCCACUUAAGCCAUGUUGUGACCUCAUUAAUGGUUUGGUGGGUCUCGAACUGGAUGCUUGCCUUUGCAUUGUCGUUAGAGGCAAUGUGUUAGGCCUCGUCAAUGUGAAGCCUCCCCUUCAGUUGAACCUACUGCUCACUAAGUGUGGCAUGAAACGCAGGGGAUAUCGUUGCAAUUGA